CCCACAGCAUGUGACCAUGAUAUCACACUGUAGUCAGAAAAAAAAACUUGUGACCAAAGCGACGGCGGCGGCGUCGGUAGGGGCAGCUCGGCGUUUUUUUCUUUUGGUUUUACAAGAUAAAAACUGGACGGCAGCUUUUCCGCAGUCUCCCUUCAGCCUCUUCACCUCCUCCAGACAACAUGGACUGCGGAAUCUUCACGUCCAAGACCGUCCUCCUCUUCCUCAGCUUGAUAUUCUGGGCCGCAGGAGCGGCGUUGGCCUACGUUGGCGCCUAUGUGAUCAAGAGCUAUGACAACUUUGAUGGAUUCAUUCAGGACAAGUACGCGCUGGUCCCAGCGGCUAUCAUCAUCGGCGUCAGCGUGGUGAUGUUCCUUUUCGGUCUGCUGGGAUGCUGUGCUACGAUCCGCGAAUCCAAAUUCGGCCUCAGCUUUUUCUUUAUGAUCAUCAUGGUGAUGUUUGCAGCUGAAGUAGCUGCUUUGGUAUUUAGCUUCAUCUACCAAGGCAAGAUAAACGGAGACCUGGAGCGCUCUAUGAAUGAUGCCUUUGCAAAGUAUGAUGGACAGGGAACUGAGACCAAAGGUGUGGACUACCUGCAGAGUCAGUUGCAGUGCUGUGGAGUUAAAAAUUACACCAGCUGGUCCAACACCACCUGGUUUACCAGCCACAACAACACAGUGCCUCUGUCCUGCUGCAAAAACACCACACAGUGCACUGGCAGACUGGAUCAACCAAACCUGCUUAAUGUAGAGGGUUGUGAGGCCAAGCUGGAGCGCCUCCUACAUGAUGUGUUGGUUUAUGCCAUGCUGGUCAUUCUGGGCUUCGCCAUCAUUAAGUUCUUCGGGAUGCUGAGCGUGUGUGUGAUCACCUGUAAAAAUGGCAGCCGGAGGAGCGGCUACCAGCCUCUCUAUGCCUGAAACACCUUCUGAAACCUUUUACCACCUCCUCAUUUUUUGCAAUUGCAUUUGUACAAAAGCAUUCAAACAUAUACAAGUCUGUGAUUUAUUCAAAUAAUGGCAUGUAAAAUACACACAAAUUUAUCUUAAUUUCCCUCUGGAAAUUUUUAUGAUAGAGUUCUUGAAGUUUCCAUUUUGGGUGAGCUGCCAAAGGUUUCUGUCCUGUCACAACCCAACUAUGCCUGUGUCUUGACACAGCACAAAUAACAACAACAUAAGAAACCAUUUUUUUAGGAAAUGCCAAUCCCUGUUGGAUUUUCUUUCCUGAAAAACAUACUCUUCUAAAUAGGUGUUUGUCUCUAACGCUGUCUGUAAACCUAGUGCGACUGCCAUGACAUUUCAUGAGAGAAAAGGUGACAGAAAAGACUAUUUUUGGGCUUUGACGACUUCUACUUGUAAAUGAUGCUGCGCCUUCUCACUCUGCUGCAUCAUGUAGAUAUUCUUUUAAAGAACAUUACUCUUUGGAAUGUACCAUAAUGAAGGGCUACAAACUAUAUUUUCAGCUUUUUGUGAUUGCAAAGAAAAGUACAGCAUUGUAAUGCCUUAUGUAGGAUUGCAGUAUUUAUAGCCAACUGAGUGGAUGGAUACAGUAUAUAAAUAUAUAAAUAUAUAUAUAUAUAACAGUAUGGUCAGUUAACUGUAUUUAGUUAGGUCACAGUUCUACACAGUUUGACUUGGGUUGUGUUUAUUAUGUUUCUAAAUUAAAGGUGAAUAUUUCCGAAGAAUGUGGAGUUUGGUGCACAUCCCUGUAUCGCCUUCUGUGUUGGAAAAAAAAAACAGUUGUGUCUAAUCCUGUGCUAAAACACCUUUCUAGCCUCUUUUCAAAAAGCAGACCACUGUUACAGAGUGUACAUUCAGAGCAUCACAUUAAACAUGACCCACAGUGGUUAUCUCUCUCUCACCUCCUGACUCUGCUGAUAAAGAGGCCCUUAGUUUGGCACAUACAGAAGAUAGAAGUGUUCGCCUUACAUAAGCCUCAAAAAUAUAAAUGAAAUUAUAAACUCGUGUCCGCGGGCGUCACAGUCAUCAAUCAUCACACAGCACAGAUUAUUAGGUCGCCCACUGAUGAGGAGGCUGUAGAUACAACUGAUUUCAACCAUGAGUGUAAUUCAGACUGAAAUGAUCCCUUUACUUUUUUAAUGAAUGAUUCAAAUCAGAUAUGCAUCAGCCUCAUUUCUCUCCCUCUUAACAAGUCCCAAUCCUCUGAUAACUAACUCCAAAAUGACAAAAAUACAUUAUUAUUAAUGUGUUUUCAUAGGGGGGGGGUUGCUGUUGUAUGAUUAGUUGCAGUGACAAAGAGAAUCCUGCAGGUGGUGCUAAAAGCCUGCUCUGAAUUUGAAUGUUUCUCAGUUAUUACAUUUAUGUAUUAAUGGACAAAAUGUGUUAAUGCAGUGAGUUUGUUUUCAAACAGUGGUAUAAAUAGGAUUUUUAGCAGCUUGAAGAAUCACAGAUACAUCAGUUAUUUAACUGCUUCAUAUCAGCAAAACCUUUACAAUUAAGUGCUCAAUGUGUGAUUAACAUCUCUACAUGUGCUGCUGUGUUAGUGAUGUCCACUGAUAUAAAUGACCCCACUGCCCUGACUCA
Molecule: messenger RNA, 2537 nt
Organism: Lates calcarifer (barramundi perch)
Lineage: Eukaryota; Metazoa; Chordata; Actinopteri; Centropomidae
Gene: tspan36
Product: tetraspanin 36
Exons: 7
Coding region: 180-914 (244 amino acids)
Biological process (GO): protein maturation; regulation of vascular endothelial growth factor signaling pathway; protein localization to plasma membrane
Cellular component (GO): membrane
Source: RefSeq, a predicted model, not a curated record